AUGGCGACUCCCGCCGCGGAGAAGACGGAGCUGAAGCAUCAGGGCGUCAUUGAAGCUGCCACUGAUCUUGUUGAGGAUCCAGAAUCUAAGGUGAAUCCGGACACUGUCGAGGAAAAAAUAGUGAAAGAAACUCGAGCAGCAGGUGGUGCGGCCUACCAAUUCGACCCCGAUGCCACUCCCGAAGAUAAAGCGGCCGCAGCACAAAGCCGAUUACCGCCAGGUCACGACGAGAAGCCCAAAGCAAUGGCUGUAUUGACCGAUGCUCAAAUAGAUAAAGAUGGCGACGCUAAACCCGACUAUGAUCUCCCACCCCCGUCUUCGGCCAACGCCAUCAUUGCUGAAGAGGCCAAUGCCGCUGAGGGACAAAGGAUCGAUCAGGAUGAUGACCAAAGGUGGGCACGCGACCGUACAGGUUGGGCCCCGAAAUUCCAUCAAGAACCCACCGAGGAGGAAAAGGCAGAAGGAACUUUGCUUGACCACCAAACAUUCGUGGAAGCUCAACUGUCCGAAAAGUUCUUUGGAGAUUGGUACCACAACGCCGGCGUGAUCAUAUUUGCCUGUCUGUUUUCGUGGACGAUCGCCGUUCUGGGCGGUGGUAUCGGUUGGGUGCUUAUGGUGAUGGCGGCAUGCAGCACUUACUAUCGCACAUCAAUCCGUCGCGUGCGCCGCAAUUACCGCGACGAUGUGAAUCGGGAAAUGUCCAAGCAACGCCUAGAGACCGAUACCGAAAGUCUCGAGUGGAUCAACAGCUUCUUGGUCAAGUUCUGGCCUAUCUACGCACCAGUCCUGUGCGACUCCAUAAUCGCCUCGGUUGAUCAGGUUCUGAGCACCUCUACUCCUGCCUUUUUGGACAGUCUGCGCCUGAAGACAUUUGUACUUGGUACAAAGCCACCACGUCUGGAGCAUGUCAAGACCUACCCCAAGACUGAGUCCGAUACUGUCAUCAUGGACUGGAAAUUUAGCUUCACUCCUAACGAUACAAUGGAUCUAACGGCACGUCAGCUGAAGGAUAAGAUCAACCCCAAGAUCGUUCUAGAGGUCCGUAUUGGAAAGGGUAUGGUUAGCAAGGGUAUGGAUAUCAUUGUCGAAGACAUGGCUUGCACGGGUUUGAUGCGUGUUAAGGUCAAGCUGCAGCUUCCAUUCCCUCACAUCGACCGCGUGGAUGUUUGUUUCCUUGAGAAGCCUGAUAUUGACUAUGUCUGCAAGCCCCUUGGAGGUGACACCCUUGGAUUUGACAUCAACUUUAUUCCUGGUCUCGAGACAUUCAUCAAGGAGCAGAUCCACAACAACCUGCAGCCCAUGAUGUACGACCCGAACGUGUUCCCGAUUGAGAUUGCUAAAAUGUUGGCUGGUAACCCCGUGGACCAAGCUAUUGGCGUCGUUGCAGUCACUUUGCACGGCGCCAAUAGUCUCAAGAACCCCGAUCCGUUCGCUGGCACCCCCGAUCCAUACGCUGUGGUUUCUUUGAACAGCCAGAAGGAGUUAGGUCGCACCAAGACCGUUCGUGAUACCGACAGCCCCCGCUGGAAUGAGACCAUCUAUGUCAUUAUUACUUCUUUCGCAGAUGCAUUGACCAUAAAAGCGUUUGAUUGGAACGAAUUCCGCAAGGACAAGGAGAUGGGUUCAGCCUCUUUUGCAUUGGACAAGCUCGAGCAGGAACCUACCCAUGAGGGUAUCCACCUGGAGGUCCUGUCCAGCGGUCGUCACCGUGGUGCCAUUCACGCCGAUAUUCGUUUCUUCCCGGUUCUCGAGGGCGGAAAGCUUGAAUCUGGCGAGAUUGAACCACCACCGGAGUCGAACUCUGGAAUUGCCCAGUUCACCGUUGAGCAAGCCAAGGAUCUUAAUGCUGGUAAGAGCAUGAUCGGCAAGCUCAACCCUUACGCUGUCUUGCUUUUGAAUGGAAAGGAAAUUCAUAUCACCAAGAAGCUCAAGCGCACCAACAACCCCAUCUUUCAGGAUAACGCUGCAGAGUUCUUGAUCACUGAUCGCAAGAGCGCAAAACUUGGUCUCAUCAUUAAGGAUGACCGUGAUUUGAUGACAGACCCUAUUAUUGGUCGCUAUCAGAUCAAGGCGCAUGACAUGAUGAAGCUCAUGGAUCAAGGAAAGCAAUGGUUUAAUCUUCACGGAGCCAAAUCUGGUCGCGUGAAGAUGAUGCUCGAUUGGAAGCCGGUUGAACUGGGUGCAAUUGUGGGCGGUUCUGGCUAUGUUGACCCGAUCGGUGUGAUGCGCUUCCACUUCAAGAACGCUACUGAUCUGCGCAACCUCGAGUCCAUGGGCAAGUCCGACCCAUACGCGCGAGUCUUGCUCUCUGGUGUGGUUAGAGGUCGCACUGUGACUUUCCGGAGUAACCUUAACCCCGAGUGGGAUGAAAUUGUGUACGUUCCUAUUCGCAGUGCUCGUGAAAAGCUGGUUGUUGAGGUCAUGGAUGAGGAGAGCAUCAACAAGGACCGCUCCCUCGGUCAGGUUGAGCUCAAGGCAUCUGACUUUGUUCGUGAGACUGAGACUGGCGAGUAUGCAAUCGACGACGAGAAGCAGGUUAUAACCAGCCCUCUCAAGCUAGGACAUGCAGCCAAGGGUCAAAUCAGCUAUACUGUCUCCUUCUUCCCAUCUAUUCCCGUUGUCAACCCCGCGGAUGAAGUUGAAGAGGAAGAGGAAGAGGAAGUACCAGAAGUAUCAGAAGCACCAGAAGCUAACGGCAAUGCUGACAAUCGCAAGAGCAUGCACUCCAAGUCUGCCAGCGUUGACUCGAAGGCUUCAAAAGCCUCCAAGUCUCUUACGAAUGGAACAACCCCCAAUGGCAAUGGCCGCACUAGCCUCGAGACUAACAGUACUUGGGCUCGUGAUUCGGAUGCCAAUUCGAUUCAAUCUGUGAUCAAAGAGGUUCCAAAGACUUAUAUUGGAGUGGAAGAUCUUCCCAAAUAUGAAUCUGGAUUUAUCGCGUUCACUUUUGGCGAGGGACAUUUAGCUCUCAAAGAUGUGCAACUGGAGGUUGUGAUGGACGACCACAUGCACCCCGCUUACAUUUCGCCCAAGAUCCACACGCAAGUUGUCACAACCUCGGACGUUGGCGAAGCGUUUGUUCGCGAGCUUGAAUUUUCCAAGAUCACCCUACGCUUGGUCAAGAAAGAUAACGCCAAGGAUUCAAGUGAGGAGAAUGCUGUUGCGAAGCUGACUGGUGAUACACUGGCCACUUUGCAGACUAUUCUCUAUAACCCGACCGAGCUUCAACUUCGAUCGAACAGUGGUGAAGUGAGCAGGGUUACCGUUAGCGCCCGUUACAUCCCCGUGCAGAUGAAGCUUGACCCCAGGGAAAGCAUCAACAACAUGGGCACUCUGCGCGUGGAAGUAUUGGAUGCUGCCGAUUUGCCCUCUGCCGACCGCAAUGGAUACAGUGACCCUUACUGCAAGUUCCGUCUCGGCGAUGAGAAGAAGGAAGUAUAUAAGACCAAAGUGCAAAAGAAGACCCUCCACCCAUCAUGGAACGAAUUUUUCGAGACUCCUAUCAAGUCUCGCAUUGGCGCUGAUUUCCAUGUGGAUAUUUACGAUUGGGACUUUGGUGACAAGGCUGAUUGGUUGGGUGCCGCCCAAAUCGAUCUGGAGCCGCUGGAGCCAUUCGUGGCGAAGGAGGUGUCUCUGCCUCUUGAUGGCAAGUCAGGUGCCAUUCGCCUAAAGUUGCUUUUCAAGCCCAGUUAUGUCGUCCGCUCCCGACAGGGCUCUUCCACCUUCUCGGGCACUUUUGCCGUGCCCGGAAAGGUCAUCGGUGCCCCCGUCAAGGGUGUUGGCUUCCUUGGUGGCGGUGUGGUUCGUGGUGCGUCCUUCCUUAAGCAUGGUCUGACUCGCGGUCACAAGGGUAAAGGUGACGAUGCUGCGUCAAUUGCACCAACACUCGAUGAGGAAACCCCUGGUGAAGUUCGCGCGGCUACUUUGGCCCCAUCCGCACCUCUUGAGGAUUCGGUCAGGUCAAGCCCUACCACCCCAGUCAAGGAUCACAAUCGUAACAAAAGUACGGCCUCACAAUUUGGCGACCGCUCCAGCGUGUUCGGUGGCGCGGGUCGCGGUGACUCAGGUACUGCCAACAUCACUGUGGUCUCGGCCACUGGCUUCACUCACAACAACCUAAGGGUGAUUGUCCGUUUGCAGGGUACCAAGGGUUCCAAGGACGUCCACAAGACGAAGGCUCACAAGGCAAACGGCAGCCCCGUGCAGUACGAAGAGAGCUUCAAGGUGAACACCACGGCAGAUGCACAAUACCAGGUUCGCGUAGUGGGUCACUCAACCUUCGGCUCAGACGAGCCGCUCGGUGAAGCGCCAUUCUUCGUCGACGACCAGGGCUCUGUUGCUGGACAAGACAAGAGUAUUCCUGUCGGUGAUGGUACGGUGAUCAUCCGUUCCGGUUUUACCUCAUCGGAGUCUACUCUACGGCCUACCACGUCCCACUCCACGGCUGGCGGAGAAGAUCUUGCGGAUAGCCCUGACUCCCGCAAGGCGCCACGCCGUAGUUUCCUCGGCAAGCGCCAUCCCAGUGGUGCUUCGGCACAAUGA
Messenger RNA from Penicillium taxi, 4542 nucleotides. RefSeq lists its product as uncharacterized. NCBI's taxonomy places the organism in Eukaryota, Fungi, Ascomycota, Eurotiomycetes, Eurotiales, Aspergillaceae. The record is from RefSeq and is a predicted model, not a curated record. The transcript has 4 exons. Bases 1 to 4542 code for a protein of 1513 amino acids. Gene Ontology annotation, molecular function: lipid binding.